This is a messenger RNA of Momordica charantia (bitter melon), 1757 nucleotides long. RefSeq names its product cytochrome P450 71AU50. The record is from RefSeq and is a predicted model, not a curated record. NCBI's taxonomy places the organism in Eukaryota, Viridiplantae, Streptophyta, Magnoliopsida, Cucurbitales, Cucurbitaceae. Gene Ontology annotation, molecular function: oxidoreductase activity, acting on paired donors, with incorporation or reduction of molecular oxygen; heme binding; monooxygenase activity.
UUGUGAAAAGCAUACCAUCAAUUAUUGACAAAUAUGAAUCAAACUCACACUUCAUCUUUAUCUUCUUCCAUUAUAACACACCAAUCCCCCGAAGCUGAAAUUCUGCAAAAUCUCCCCCUCUUCUGCUUCAUAUCAUUUAAUUUUCUGUGUCCUUGUUCUCUACAAUGGCUUGGAUUUGGGCCAUUUCCCCACUACUUCUUGCUCUUGCUCUUCUUUUCAAGCCAUGGCUCUUCAAACCCAAAAACUUACCUCCCGGUCCAAAAGGGUUUUCCAUUUUUGGCAGCCUACAUUUGCUAGGAAAGCUCCCUCACAGAGAUCUUCAAAAAUUGUCCCAAAAAUACGGCCCCAUAAUGCACAUGAAACUAGGCCUCGUACCCACCAUCAUAGUCUCUUCCCCUUCCGCCGCCGAGCUGUUCCUCAAAACCCACGACCUCGUAUUCGCCAGCAGGCCACUCUCAGAAGCCUCAAAGCAAAUGAAUUACUGCCAAAAGAAUCUGGUUUUUGCCCCAUAUGGCUCUUACUGGCGCAACAUGCGUAAAAUGUGCACACUUGAACUGCUCAGCAGCCGCAAAAUCAACUCUUUCAAGUCCAUGAGAAAGAGGGAGCUGGCGCUGUUGAUUGAUCAUCUUCGAGAGGCUGCGGAUAAUGGAGUUGCGGUGAACCUUAGCUCCAAAGUCACGUCCCUCACUACUGACAUGACGUGUUUGAUGGUGUUUGGGAUGAAAUAUGAGGACAAAGACUUUGAUGAGAGGGGUUUCAAGGCUGUGGUACAAGAAGGUUCCCAAUUGGCGGCCACACCUAAUUUGGGGGAUUUCUUUCCUUUUAUUGCAGGGCUUGAUCUUCAGAGACUCAACAAGCAAAUGAAAUCUGUCCACAAGGCGUUGGAUGACUUCCUUGAGAGGAUUGUUAAUGAUCAUCUUGAGUCCAAGGAUGAGGAGAAGACUAAAGAUUUUGUGGAUGUUAUGUUGGACGUUAUGAGCUUCCAAGAAACUGAGUAUCAGAUUGAUCGGCCUGCAAUCAAAGCUAUAAUGCUGGAUAUGCUAACUGCAGCCAUGGACACUUCAGCAACUGUGAUUGGAUGGGCAAUGUCAGAACUUAUUAAGCAUUCUGAUGUAAUGAAGAAAAUGCAAGACGAACUAGAAAAGGUAGUUGGUUUAGAUAGGAUGGUGGAAGAAUCAGAUUUGGAAAGUUUAGACUAUUUGAAAAUGGUUGUUAAAGAGGUUUUUAGGCUAUACCCGCCUGCCCCCUUAUUGCUACCACACGAGUCUCUCGAAGAUUGUAUUGUUAGUGAUUUUUAUAUUCCUAAAAGGUCACGCAUAAUAAUCAAUGUAUGGGCAAUUGGACGAGACCAAAGUAUUUGGAUGGAACCUGAAAAGUUCUUUCCAGAAAGAUUCUUUGAUAGCCAAGUAGAUGUGGAGGGAAGAGAUUUUCAAUUACUUCCAUUUGGAUCUGGUCGAAGAGGUUGUCCCGGAAUGCAAUUGGGGCUAAUUUUGGUUCAAUUGGUGUUGGCUCAACUUGUGCACUGUUUUGAUUGGAAACUUCCAAAUGGCAUGUUGCCAUCUGAAUUGGAUAUGACUGAAGAGUUUGGUUUAACUUGUCCUAGGGCUCAAGAUCUUAUGGUUAUUCCUACUUCUCGUCUUUGUCAUUAGUAUAUUUAUUCAUGAAUUGUGAAAGAGCUGUGUAUGUCAUUGUCCAGUGAGAAUUCAUCAAAAAAGUUUGUAUUAGGAACAUAAAUAAAAUAUGUAUUUUUAAUUAUA